Anolis carolinensis (green anole) is the source of this 1338-nucleotide messenger RNA. RefSeq lists its product as uncharacterized. Bases 94 to 1014 code for a protein of 306 amino acids. NCBI's taxonomy places the organism in Eukaryota, Metazoa, Chordata, Lepidosauria, Squamata, Anolidae. The transcript is spliced from 6 exons. The record is from RefSeq and is a predicted model, not a curated record.
GACACUGGGCAGACCUCAGAGCCUCCCCUUGAAGCUGCGUUCUGGAGACUGCCAGAUGCCUCCGACCCCUUCUUCUGGAGACGACUUCUGGACAUGGUGCCAGCUAAGUAUUUUGUCCUGACUUGGGCAGUGUUGCAAAGCCUGUUUUCACCCUGCAAGUCUCUGCGAUUCCACUUCGUGAAAGCCGGGGUCAAGGCAGAGAUCCAGUUUGAUUUUGUGGAAACACCUGACGAUGAAGGGAUGUCAUUCACCUGGUACAAAGCGAGAUCCAAUGAAGAAAUACCUCUUUUCAUUGAGAGUUGCGGAGAUGACAAGUCUGAAGGAAAAUUUGUUUGCAAACGCAGUAGAGAAAAGCUGGUUCUAGAAAUCUCCGAAACCCAAAUGGAAGAUUCUGGGCGAUACCUGUGUGGUUCGAGAGCUGAAGAUAUCCAUGCGGUCUCUGCACUGGUUGUUGGAGACAGCUACACCCCAAGCACCCAGGUGAUGGUUUUACACCCCGCUGCUCAAAGCCCGUCUUCCCAGAACAUGCAGAGCAACCAACUCGCUUGUGUGGUCCAUGGAGUCUCCAACUUGGUCGAGGUUUCCUGGGAGGUUUCCGGAGGAGUUCAGCAAAAGGGCCAGACGUUCCUUCUGAACGAGGACAGUAUCUCCUUGACCUUUGUCAGCCUCCUUCCGAUUCCCAAGGAUGUCCAAAGCAGAGGGGGAAAGAUGACGUGUGAAGUCAGGUUCAACUCCUCUGGCACCACCGUGAAGAAGAGCACCAUGUUCAAUGCCUCUUCCUCUGAAGACCACGAUGGCAAAUGUCCUCCUUACGUUAUGUCCCUGGCUGGCGUGGGAGGGCUGGCCUUGCUGCUGCUUCUCCUGAGUGUUCUUUGGCACCGAUUCUGUCCUUCUAAACCAAGAUUCUUCUCCAAGAUCUCUGAAAGUUCAGGCUCAGAUGUACCAGAGGACGGCCUUUUAUAUUCCCAGCUGGAUUUCCCAAGGAAAACUCAGGCCAGAAAGAAGAGUAAAUGAUCCCCAUCUUGAGUGGAAAAUUGGAAGAUUCAGAGGCUGAUGGUGGCAAUGGAGGAAGCGGUUGCUGGGCUGAGCCUGAUGUGAGAUCUGGAAAAAAUAUAUUUUGGCUUCAAGGCAGCUCCAGAUCUCACCUUCAAGUGGGAUGAAGGGCUGCUUGCCUUCUCCUUCCCUUUGCAAGGUUGGAAUGAAUGCAGCCGCCCUGAAAAUGAACACCAUGACAUUUGGACACACAUUUGUAGAGAUAUAUAAUGGCUUUAUAGACAUGGCUUUAGCGAAAUGCCUUUAUCAAGAUAAAAAAACAAAUAAAAAGGCAUGAACAUGAAA